This is a messenger RNA of Salmo salar (Atlantic salmon), 1305 nucleotides long. Lineage: Eukaryota; Metazoa; Chordata; Actinopteri; Salmoniformes; Salmonidae. The record is from RefSeq and is a predicted model, not a curated record.
UCAUUGUUUUUGCUGCGGGCAUAACGGAAGCACGUUUCUGUCUUUGAUUUUACUGUGAGAGACGAGCCAGCGUGUUGGUAGCACAGAUAAUAACUUCAAUAGGCUUUGAUUAGCCCCAAUUAGUAGCAGACAAGCAGGAAAGAAACAAGAUAAACUAGUUGACGGCUCUUGUUAACAACUACUAGUCAAUGUUAGUGUAACAUUCUCUAUUCUAUACAGGGCAAAAUAACUGUUUAGCUAAUAGCUAACGUUAGCUAGCUGUUCUAGAGAUGGCCAGGUUCAUUACACCCAGUUCCAUGGAGACUGUACCGCGGCUGGACGGUACACCGGGGGGAAAGAGGGGUGCUCCAGCCUUGGACACUGAUACGGAUUCCACACGGGAGAUUAAAACCCACUUCCGUGUGUGUCGGUUCAUCAUGGAAACGGGUGUGAAGUUAGGCAUGCGUUCGGUGCCCGUGGCGACAGCGUGCGUGUUGUACCACCGGUUCUUCCAGUGUGUGAGUGUGACGGUGUACGAGCCCUACCUGGUGGCGAUGAGCUGCAUCUACCUAGCAGGCAAGGUGGAGGAGCAGCACCUCCGCACCCGUGACAUCAUCAACGUGUGUCACAGGUAUUUCCACAGUAGUAGUGAACCUCUGAACUGUGAUGGUGAGUUCUGGGAUCUCAGGGACAGUGUGGUGCAGUGUGAACUCCUGGUCCUCAGACAACUCAACUUCCAUGUCUCCUUCCAGCACCCACACAAGUAUCUCCUCCACUACCUCCUGUCGGUGAAGUCGUUAGUGAAUCGUCACGCCUGGUCCAGAACUCCCGUCGCCGAGACCACCUGGGCGUUGCUUAGAGACUGUUACCAUGGCACCAUGUGUGUGCGCCACGCCCCCCAACACAUCGCCAUAGCAACGCUGUACCUGGCACUGCUCAGCUACGGGGUGGAGGUUCCUGUCGGAGAGAGAGAGUGGUGGCAGGUGCUGUGUGAAGACAUCACUAAGGAACACAUUGAUGCCAUCAUCUCUGACCUGCUACACCUCUACGACAUGGAGGCCAAAUGUACCUGAGGGGGGAGGCCGUGUGUGUGUGUGUGUGUGUGUGUGCGUGCGUGCGUGCGUGCGUGCGUGCGUGCGUGCGUGCGUGCGUGCGUGCGUGUGUGUGUGUGUUCACUACUUUCUGUACUCUGAAGAACUGAACUGUUUCAUCUUUUUGAUAAUAAAUGUUAAAUCAAGAGUUAAUACAUAAUAGGUUUAGUUACGAACUCCACUCACCUGAUUGUCUAGGUCUUAGUUGGACACGGAUUAAAGGGAAUUAACCAGA